AUGCUUCGUCGCGGCUUUGCCCUAGCACGCAUGAAGCGCUGGGGAUCUGCUGCCAAAGAUCUGGAGCAAGCCGUGAGUGCGGACCCUGAAGACAAGAAGGCAAAUGCAGAGUUGCAGAUGGUACGUCGAAUGCUGACAGAGCAGGCAAAGGACGCCCGUGCUCACGCAAAAUGCGUGAUAUGUGACAGCACACGGGCUCCAUCAAUACCGACGAGAAAGCUUUUGGUCAAAGUGCUCCAGGCCAAGCCGCUCAAACCCAUCAAGCCGGCGAAGGAAGCCGACAUGCCGGUCCGCGCGACGGAGGAGGCAGGCGAUGUCCCGGCACCUCCAUGUCCUUCUUCGGCAUCAGCGCCGACGGCUCGGACCUACGUUCCACGCAGUGUGCGAAUGCGAGGACGGCACCUUGCGGAGGUAGGCUCAGAUCAUGGGCAAGGUGCGAAGAAGCCAAUGAGUUUCUAUCAGUUUGAGGCACAAUGGGCUCGUAGCAGGCCGCUGGAUCGAGCUUCGCUAUUACGCAGACUGGGUGCCGCUUCCCUGCCAGCGCUCUUCCGGGAAUCUUUGGACUCGGAGUUGCUGGCCUCGAUUCUUCAGGCCCUUGAAGUCGAUCUUGCUGAAGGGCAUUCUCAGAAUCAGUUUGCCGUCGAAGUCUUGGGGUCACUCUCGAGGACCCCCCGGUUCGAGCUGAGUCUCCAGAGUCUCACUGCGCCGGAGCGUAAACAAUUGGAAGAGGUUCUUGCCAAGCUGCGUGUUGAAGUGGCGGCAGAGGAGAUGGCAAAACUCGACGAUGCCUACAGGCCUGCCAUGAAUGCCGUGACAUCGCAUGUUUGUAGUUCCGCAGCGACCGCAGUGGCAAGCAGAGGAUGA
This is a messenger RNA of Symbiodinium sp. CCMP2456, 864 nucleotides long. NCBI's taxonomy places the organism in Eukaryota, Dinophyceae, Suessiales, Symbiodiniaceae. The record is from the annotation of a GenBank genome assembly.